Messenger RNA from Ictalurus furcatus (blue catfish), 1880 nucleotides. Its product is annotated as CD209 antigen-like protein E. Gene Ontology annotation, biological process: biological process involved in interspecies interaction between organisms; immune response. Lineage: Eukaryota; Metazoa; Chordata; Actinopteri; Siluriformes; Ictaluridae. The record is from RefSeq and is a predicted model, not a curated record. Bases 300 to 1175 code for a protein of 291 amino acids. The transcript has 9 exons. Gene Ontology annotation, cellular component: external side of plasma membrane. Gene Ontology annotation, molecular function: carbohydrate binding.
UUUACUGUGGGUAAGUGUAUAAACUCUGUUUAUUUCUUUUAAUCAUCUUUACCUCAUUUGUCUAGCGUGUUUACAUAUCUACUGUGUGUAUGUGUGUUACAAAGUUAGUGAGUGUUAGUAACUUAUUAUCUUAACCUGUGUACCCUUUUUCCUUAAUAAACUCUUAUUUUCGCACAGUCGUCUCCCUCGUGUUUUAUUUUUGUCAUAAUUUUCAUCCAUCAUGAAGUCAUGAGUGUUUUCUGCUUGCUUGAGUGAACGCAGGUUAAGAAUCUAGUGUGAAGCCCUACUGGGGUUUGGAAAUGCAAGCCAUCAGUGGAAAUAUCGGUUUUGACCUCUGUAAAAUGGAGAGUAGUGAAAAUUAUCAUUCGCCACUAGAAACAGAAGAUGAUGUUUAUUUGACUACACAAAACUGCUGUCCAAAGUCCAGAAAAUACACAGAUAUCUUCAUCCAGAAGAAAGUAAAGUUCUGCAUAUCUGCUCUUGGUCUUCUCCUACUGCUCGGUGCUUUAAUGGCACUCUGUGCUGUAGGGAUCUUGUAUCACAAUAAAGUUGUCUCCUUUGAGAUUUUACAUGAGCAGUAUGAGAACGCUACAGUUACACUGAUGAUGCAAGAAAACAAAGCCAAAGAAAAAGAGGGAAUGUAUGAAGCGCUGGAGGCGAAGUUUCUGGAACUCAACUUAUCAUGCAGCAAAAAAGAGGGAAUGUAUGAAGUGCUGGAGGUGAAGUAUCAGGAACUCGACUUUGCAUGCAACAUAAAUCAAAGCAGAAGAUGUGAGGAAGGAUGGAAGUCUCUUGGUUUAAAGUGUUACUACUUCUCCACUGAGAAACUGAACUGGAUACGGAGUCGAGAUUACUGUGUGGGGAAAGGAAGUCACCUGGUGAUUAUAACCAGCCAAACUGAACAGAAUUUUGUAUCUUCACAAAUUGGAGAAACACACUGGAUUGGCCUGAAUGACUUGGAGACUGAGGGAAAGUGGAUGUGGGUGAACAACCAGCCCUUAAAGGAGACGGGUGUAAAGUUCUGGUUUACAGGGGGACCGAAUGAGCCUGAUAACUGGAAAAAAGAGGACCCUUCUGGAGAGGACUGUGCUGCGCUGGGGCAUGAGGAAGGUGUACUGCAUAAAUGGUUUGACGCUUCUUGCCUUAAGCGGAAACGAUUCAUCUGUGAAAAGUAAAACACCACUCUUUUCACUUGCAUUUCUUUAUGUGAUUAUCUAAGCUUGUGCAAACCUCAAGACCAUUAGAAGAUGGUAUGAGAUCAUGAAAUUUUUACAUUUGACAACAGUUUGACUAUCAUGAAUCUCCAGUGUGUAUUUCCUUAGAGACAUGUUAAAAACAAAUCGACUGAACUGUUAUAACCUUGAGGUUUAGUAGUUCCUCUCCAGUUCUGAGUAGUGUGAAAGUCAGAGGUAAUUAUAUCUUAUUCAGAAAAGUCAGAGGUAAUUAUAUCUCAGUCACCUUGACUUAAUACUGGACAUUUUAAAAUGACAUUGAAUCCUGAAAAUCUUCAUUAGUUCUUAAUUUCGUAUACUGUAAUUUUGUAUUCAAUAAAUAUACAGCCGGUGACAAAUUAAAGGAAAACCUGAUUCACAAGAAGAGCUUCAGUGAACCUCGCCAUAAAUUCUAUAAGUCUUCUAAACUGUACUGAACGGAUGAACACCGGUCUCCCAAAAGAUAUUCCUCCAGUUUAGCAUAACAGAGCAACAGGUUCUCUUUUCAUUUGCCAUUCAUCUGUAAGUACUAAUGCUGUGUAUAUUUACUGAUGAUUGAGUAGUGUGCAUUUUAUGUUAGCUAAAACUGGAUGUAAUGUGAAGUUGCUUUGAAUAACCAUUAAAGAAAAUGUAAGAAUUAAUAAAAAAACAAAUUACAUGGCUUGAAAA